CGUCACCCGUGAUCAACACAUAACCUCAUUUAGCCAUAAAAAAAAUAAACAAUUAUUCUUAACUGAAAAUUACUGAAAUUUUAAUUAUCAAAGUGAAGAAUAAAUUUCUCAAAUACGUAAAAUGCUACUGAAGCUUUGUCAACCUUCAUCAUACAGUGCAUUGAAAAUAAUUAAAAACAAAACUCGAAUUAACCUCAACGAUAUAAUUGUUACAAAUCAAUUAUGUCAACAAAAUCCCAUUAUUGUGACAUGUUUAAGAAAUUUAACACUAACUAAACAUGUCUCUGCAUUACCGGCAAACAGUGUUAUGAAUGUAUUUGACAGAAAUGCAAAAUUACUUCAAAGAGAACGUGCAGCAAAAAUGCCGGAUCCAAAAAUCUAUGACUAUAUCAAGGACGAAGUUGGUUAUAGAUUGGCUGAUAAAAUUUAUGAUGUUAAAAGAAAAUUUAAAAAAGCUCUCGACUUAGGUUGUGGUAGAGGACAUGUGUCAAAACAUAUGACCAGUGAUUCAAUUGAAGAAGUAAUAUUAUCAGACAUGAGUCCAAGUUUUUUGGAGCAAGCUAAUAUUACCGAUGAUGGAAUUAAAGUGCAUAAACAAGUUAUGGAUGAAGAAACAUUUUCACUUGAAUCAAAUAGUUUGGAUUUAAUUGUCAGUUCAUUGAGUCUUCAUUGGGUUAACGAUCUACCAGGAUGUUUUAGUAGGAUAAUUAAUUGUUUGAAACCGGACGGUGUUUUUAUCGGUGCAAUGUUUGGUGGUGAUACACUUUACGAACUUAGAGGAUCUUUGCAAUUAGCGGAAAUGGAAAGAGAAGGAGGUGUGGCUGCACAUAUUUCACCUUUUGCAGAAAUUAGAGACAUUGGAAGUCUAAUGACGAGGGCAGGAUUUACAAUGUUGACAAUAGAUACUGAUGAAAUUGUUGUGGGUUAUCCUACUAUGUUCGAACUUAUGUGGGAUUUAAAAGGAAUGGCAGAAAACAAUGCAUCGAGAAAUCGUAAACUGCAUUUAAAUAGAGACACAACAAUGGCUGCUGCAGCAAUUUAUAAUCAAUUAUAUGGUAAAACCAAAGAAGAUGGUUCAAAAUAUAUACCAGCGACUUUUCAAAUUAUUUUUAUGAUUGGAUGGAAACCAGAUCCAUCGCAACCAAAACCAUUAGAACGCGGGACAGGACAAAUAUCUUUGAAAGAUAUUCAUAAACUCGAUGAACUUAUUAAAGAAACGAAAAAAAUUAAACUUAGCGAUAACGAUAAAUAGUAAAAAAAAAAAAAAAAUUCGUUAUAAAAGUUGUAAAUGUAUUUUAAAGUUCUUUGGCAUGAGGGUUCUAUGAAAAAAAGAACAAAAACUUUUCCUUUAUUU
Molecule: messenger RNA, 1354 nt
Organism: Leptopilina boulardi
Lineage: Eukaryota; Metazoa; Arthropoda; Insecta; Hymenoptera; Figitidae
Product: arginine-hydroxylase NDUFAF5, mitochondrial
Exons: 3
Coding region: 122-1252 (376 amino acids)
Biological process (GO): mitochondrial respiratory chain complex I assembly
Cellular component (GO): mitochondrion
Source: RefSeq, a predicted model, not a curated record